GUUCGCGGGCGAUCGAGAGGGGUGCUGUGCUUCGGACCCCCGGUUGUUGAGCUGGCCUCCUUCUAGGGUCCUUCCGCCAGGAGAGGACAGGUGAUCGGACAGCUCUCCUCCUCCCUUUUUAUGUAAGGAUGGCCCAGAAGGAGAACGCCUACCCCUGGCCCUACGGCCGGCAGACGUCUCAGUCAGGCCUGAAUACCCUGCCUCAGAGAGUCCUCCGCAAGGAUCCUACCAUCCCAUCUGCACUUGUCUUCAUGAAUCGCACCAACGGGCAGCCCCCAGCUGCUCCUGGCCAGAAAGUGUUGGAAAACAGCAAUGGGGUCCCCAACUUCAUCCGGCCCCUCACGAUCGAUGACUUUGAAAUUGGGCGUCCUCUGGGCAAAGGCAAAUUUGGAAAUGUGUACUUGGCUCGUGAGAAGAAAAGCCAUUUCAUCGUGGCGCUCAAGGUCCUCUUCAAGUCUCAGAUUGAGAAGGAGGGUGUGGAGCACCAACUACGCAGGGAGAUCGAGAUCCAGGCCCAUUUGCAGCAUCCCAACAUCCUGCGGCUCUACAACUAUUUCUAUGACCGGAAGAGGAUCUACUUGAUUCUGGAGUACGCUCCCCGAGGAGAGCUGUAUAAGGAACUACAGAAGAGCCACACGUUUGAUGAACAGCGAACAGCCACGAUCAUGGAGGAGUUGUCGGAUGCUCUGAUGUACUGCCACGGGAAGAAGGUGAUUCACAGAGACAUAAAGCCAGAGAAUCUGCUCUUAGGGCUGCAGGGAGAGCUGAAGAUUGCUGACUUUGGCUGGUCUGUGCACGCUCCCUCCCUGAGGAGGAAGACAAUGUGUGGCACCCUAGAUUACCUGCCCCCGGAAAUGAUUGAAGGGCGCACGCACAACGAGAAGGUGGAUCUGUGGUGCAUUGGGGUGCUCUGCUAUGAACUUCUGGUGGGGAACCCCCCCUUUGAGAGCGCCUCCCACAACGAAACAUACCGUCGGAUUGUCAAGGUGGACCUGAAGUUUCCCCCCUCGGUGCCCUUGGGGGCCCAGGACCUCAUCUCCAAACUGCUCAAGCAUAACCCCUCUGAUCGGCUGCCGCUAGCCCAGGUCUCCGCUCACCCUUGGGUCCGGGCCCACUCUCGGAGGGUGCUGCCUCCCUCUGUCCCUCAGCCUGUCUCCUGAUUGUCCCUGUCAUAGACUCCAGUGGCAUCUGUAUAUCUGUGUAUAUGUAAGGAGGAAGGGGGUUUAUCUGUUUUUCUGUUUUCUGUAUCCUUUUUA
Messenger RNA from Dipodomys ordii (Ord's kangaroo rat), 1256 nucleotides. RefSeq names its product aurora kinase B (gene Aurkb). Lineage: Eukaryota; Metazoa; Chordata; Mammalia; Rodentia; Heteromyidae. Gene Ontology annotation, cellular component: spindle microtubule; spindle pole centrosome; spindle midzone. The transcript is spliced from 9 exons. The record is from RefSeq and is a predicted model, not a curated record. Gene Ontology annotation, molecular function: protein kinase activity; ATP binding. Bases 129 to 1160 code for a protein of 343 amino acids. Gene Ontology annotation, biological process: mitotic spindle organization; protein phosphorylation; regulation of cytokinesis.